Molecule: messenger RNA, 687 nt
Organism: Insectozyma verbasci
Lineage: Eukaryota; Fungi; Ascomycota; Pichiomycetes; Serinales; Debaryomycetaceae
Source: the annotation of a GenBank genome assembly
AUGUCUUCUUCUGCUCAUUCAGAGAGAAUUAUAUCUCAUAUGAAUAAAGAUCAUCAAUUGGCUUUAAUUGAUUAUGUAGUUGUUUAUGGUGAUGUUGAUCCAAAAUAUUUGGUUGAAGAUUCAGUUCAAAUUAAAUCAGUUGAUGAAAAACAAAUAGUUAUAGAAUAUGACCGUAUUAAACCAAACCAAACUAAAACAUUAUUAUUAUAUUGGUCAGAUGCUAAAGAAAAUGAGGAUAUUAAAGUCAAUGGUUUAUCUGAUAUUAAAUCAAAAUUAAUUUCCAUGGCUAAAUAUUGUGCAAAUGAACAAGGUUUUGAAGUGAAGAAAUUGACAAAAGUGAUUGGUCCUACUUUAUUGAGUUUACCAAUGUAUCCAAUCUGGUUAGUAUUAAUUUUAAACUCAAUUAAUCCAAUUAUUUUAAGAAAUUUAUUCAAAAACGAUAAUUUAUUGAACACAAUUUUGAGCUAUUUACCUUCAAAUGUUCCUCAUUUAUAUUCUCUCUUUGAAAAUCAUUCAUUGAGAAUUGCAAUUGGCUUAGGUAUUGUCCAUGCAACUGAGGUUUUAUUAUUUACAAGAAAUUAUUUAAGAAAAUAUAGAACUCCUACUAUUCAAAGAUAUCAAUGGUAUAUAAUGCAUUUGAUUGAAGGUUUCUUUGUUAUUCUCAGACUUAAGAAUGCUACUAAAUAA